AUGACCGUCUACGAUACAAUCGUCAUCGGCGCCGGCAUGGCGGGACUCACUGCCGCUCGCGACCUCUCCACACGCGGCCACUCGGUUCUCCUUCUUGAGGCCCGCGAUCGCAUCGGAGGCCGCACUUACACUACCGAUGCCUUUGGCGGGCAGUUCGACCUUGGUGGUGGAUACGUACACUGGACCCAAGCCGCCGUCUGGUCGGAGCUCGAACGCCACGGCCUCGCGCACAUCGAGCCGCCCCUGGAGUCCCAAGUCUACUACCAGCUCGCGGAUGGUAAGGUUCACACGACUGAAAUCGAGAAAACAUAUGGACUUGUCGGGAAACUGUUUAAGGAUGCACGCAAGAGGUUUCCACUGCCAUGGAACGUGAUGGCGGCGGAUAAUAGCGACAUCAAUAUGGAGACGAUGGAGGAAAGGAUCAACGGCAUGGGGCUUUCGAAGCAUGAUGCCGAUCUGAUCAAGGGCGCGCUGAGCGGGCUAAGCCAUGAUUAUAAGAAGCAAGGUUCGACGCAGCUUCUAUCUGCGACGGCGAGUAAUUUCGGGAACUAUGCCGCGGAGCUGGAGACGGCCGGGUCAUGGUGGAUACCCGGUGGCAUGACCAAGUUGAGCGAGGCUAUUCAGAGCACCUCCAAAGCCGAGCUUCGCCUCAACACGCCGGUCGCCAAAAUCGCCGACAGCGGCCACGGCGUCACCGUGACCACCUCCGCUGGCGAGACGAUCCAAUCUAGGACCGUCGUCGUCGCCGUGCCCCUUAAUACAAUGCGCCUUUUGGACAUCUCCCCUGCCCUGCCGGAACCCGUACUGGCCAUGCUCGAGACAGGCAACCCGGUUCGUGGCUCCAAGCUAUGGGUACGCGUCCGCGGACAUGUCACUCCCUUUUCCGCCCUUGCACCCCCUGGCGAACACCCCUUGAAUACAAUGCGUGUGGAGAAACGCUGGGGUGACGAUACGAUGAUCCUGUGCAUGAUCUCUCAAUCUGACAGCAUCAAGCACGACGACAUCCACGCUGUGCAGACUGCUUUGAGAAAGUUUGUUCCCGAUCUGGAGGUCAUUGACACGGCGUGGCACGACUGGAACGCAGAUGAGUUCUCCCGGGGCGGGUGGAUGAUGCAUGCGCCACGCCACUUUCUCGACGGCGCCGUCGAGAUUCGCAAGGGUCAUGGAAGAAUGAGUUUCGCAGGGGCGGACAUUGCGGCCAUGGGCCCGUGUACGAUCGAAGGCGCCAUGAGCUCAGGCGCAAAGGCGGCGCAGCGCGUGGAGAGCAUUCUGGAGGGAAUGUAG
Molecule: messenger RNA, 1284 nt
Organism: Beauveria bassiana ARSEF 2860
Lineage: Eukaryota; Fungi; Ascomycota; Sordariomycetes; Hypocreales; Cordycipitaceae
Product: amine oxidase
Exons: 1
Coding region: 1-1284 (427 amino acids)
Molecular function (GO): oxidoreductase activity
Source: RefSeq, a predicted model, not a curated record